Messenger RNA from Pyricularia oryzae 70-15, 3767 nucleotides. RefSeq names its product ubiquitin thioesterase OTU1. The record is from RefSeq and is a predicted model, not a curated record. The coding region runs from base 465 to 1481 and encodes 338 amino acids. Gene Ontology annotation, molecular function: cysteine-type deubiquitinase activity. Lineage: Eukaryota; Fungi; Ascomycota; Sordariomycetes; Magnaporthales; Pyriculariaceae. Gene Ontology annotation, cellular component: nucleus; cytosol. Gene Ontology annotation, biological process: endoplasmic reticulum unfolded protein response; protein deubiquitination. The transcript is spliced from 3 exons.
GGCGGUAGUUAGUGCCAAGAACCCAGAAGCAAGGUAACCAGAGUCAUGGGAAGAGCACCUUAUUCCUAGAUUGACCGACUGAUCGGUGACUGAAGACUUGACAACACACUUGUUCAACAAUGGCGGUGACUUCUUAUAACAAAAUAUAUGGUUUAGUCGCUGUCAUUUCGAGCAAACAAAUACGCUUUACAUGCUGGUUUGUCUUUCACUACCUGAUAUAGACAAAGUUUUGUUGAAACCUCUGAUUGAUCAGCACCUGCGUCAUUUGGUGGCAGGUGGAACCCUCUCGUCACCCUUGCUUACCCGGCGAUUUUAUCUAUAAUCAACCACGAAGAACCAAGAGACUGGUACUGGUUACGACUUCAGACUUCCCUGCGUCUUACUUUUGCAGCGGCAACAAUCGCCACGUUUCUGGAAAGAGCUCUGUUUGGCUCACCUUGAAAACUUGCAUCCUGGCCCUAAAGAUGGGAGGGGUACGUGUGAGGGUCCGACAUCCCGAGGGCACUUUACAAGUCCAGGCGGAGGACUCUUGGACUGUAGGGCAAUUUAUCGAGCACCUCCGAAAGGAAACCGGUGUUCCAUGCUUUGUGCUCAAGUCCGGAUUUCCUCCCGCUGUGAUUGAUCUUAGCGACAAAAACAUAAGUCUGGGUGCUCUGAACCUUGACGGCUCGGCCAUCACGUUAACGCCUGUAGAGGACACUUCCCCCGAGGCUGUGAGGAGCAGAGAAAUGGCCAAACUGGUCGAACGAGACUCGUUAAUGGCUGCAGAGCUGGCUGCGGCAGAGUCGACGGCUACUCCAUCCUCAGGACAGUCUGAUCCUAAAAGACCUGACAACCUCUCGGUCCCUUGGCCGGAGAUGGACGAUGGGUAUAUGGUUCUUAGAGUUAUGGCCGAUGACAACAGCUGUCUCUUCACUGCCCUUUCAGCCGCUCUGGUCCCUCAGGUGAGAGACCCGGCUCCAUUUUUGCGCAACCAAAUUGCCGAAUACAUUCUCUCCCAUCGAGACACCUACAACAGAGCCACUCUGGAGAAGUCACCUGAAGAUUAUGUCGCCAAUCUCAGAGGUAGAGACUUCUGGGGUGGAUCAAUCGAGAUGUCCGUACUCAGUGCCAUCUACGACAUACAAAUUGUCGCGGUGGAUGUCAAGACUUUGGAGGUAUUCCCACACGGCGAGGACAAGACGGAGCGAUGCCUGGUGUUGUAUUCCGGCAUUCAUUACGACAGGAUUGUGCUAGCUCCCGGGCCUGACUAUCCUCAUGAGACGGACAUCGUCCGCUUCGAUAUUGGCAACGAUUCAGCACUUAGGAGAGCCAGAGUGCUCGCAGAGAGGCUUCAAAGGUCCGGGUACUACACUGACACCAACACUAUCGUCAUUCAGUGCAUGGUCCCGGGUUGCAACUGGCUCGGUGAUGUCAAGGGGGCAAAUGAGCACAGCAACGCAACUGGGCACCAGAGUUUUGAACAAAUUGAGGAUAAAUAGGCUGGGCUAUUUGGAAAACUCAUAUGCUGAAUGCCCCCUAUAGCUUGACACGUUCCGUGAUUUACCGUCUACCCCACAGCCUGUUCAUAAGUUGUUGGUCCGAUCGUGCGCAGAAAGCAAAUAAUGACACGACAAAAAGACACGACCAUGGUUGCAUCUUACACAUUAGGACUUAUAGGUCAUGCCGCCACCGAAGGAAUGCUCGCUGUUCUCGCCGCCCUUGGUCACUUUACCCUCCGUCACACCAGUCUCAAAGGCACAAGUGCCCAUGUCCAGCUUCUUGGCCGGCACCGCCGAGGGACUGAUGUCAAAGUCGAAGAUGUCCAUAGGGAGGCCCAAAGUGGUGCAUGCAUUGGGAAUAUCAACAAUGCCAGCGAUGUGCCCUUGGAUCGGAGCACAUGACAUGAGCAGGUAAAUCUGGUAGUCGCUGUACCCGAAGCGCCGCAGGUAUUCGAUCACUCCUGAAAGUUGGCGGCCGAUCAGUACGUUAAUAACACCUCAAAACAUCAAAAAAACCGCUCGGGUCACGGAGCAAAGGAAACAAGCGGGGUUCCUUACGAAGACACGUCUGACGGUAAGCGACCGUGACGUCCAUGUAGUGCUGCUUGCCGUGCUGGUCCACGCUGAAGCCCUCAAAGUAGAUGUGGCGGCCCGGCCCAAAGUGAGGCUCUACCGGACCCGGGAUGUAGAUGGGUGACUUUAGGCCGAGGUCUGCCAUCCCGUUCUUGAUCACUUUGAAGUUGAUGGUUAUGACACCGGCCAUCUCGAUGGCACCGCAGAAGGAUAUCUCGCCAUCACCCUCUGUUUCCAAGUCGGGCUUGUUAGACCCAAGUCUUUAUUUGUCGAAUCACUUCCUUUCAGAAAAGGGGGCUGAGAGCGGAAUUCGGGAGAUGAACUCACGAGAAAAGUGCAGAUCUCCGACGCUGAACUUGGCUCCGGAGACAUGAACAGGCAGGUAUACUUUACUACCCCUGCUCAGGUUCUUGAUGCUGUUACCGCGAUUGAAUAAGCCAGUAUCAGCACAUGCAUCAAAAACAAAAGAGCCCACCCAAAAUGUUCCUCAAAAAAGGGGCCACUAACUCGCAAUUACCUCCAUGCUCGGGCCUUCCAGGAAUCGUCCUCGCACCCUCCUUACCAACCCUGGCGGUGAGACUGGCAUCCGCAGCGCCGGCGUGGACAUUGACCGGCUCAGGCGGCUUGGCCACGUCGCGCUCGAGCUUGUUGGCGGCGAUGAGAUCCCCCUCGCGCUUGUUCCACUCGGCCAGGACCUCGGCGGAAGGGGCACAGCCGAGGAUGCCCGGGUGGAUCAGGCCGGCAAACUUGACGUGAGGAAUAUGCCUGGAUGUGCAGUAGAUGCCCUCAAAGUCCCAGAUCGCCUUGGCUCUGGUGGCGUAUGGAAGUUUUUGUCAGUAUUUUCACGAUCUGAGUGAUGAUCAGAAGUCAUAGGUUUGAGAGGGUCGCAGAGGGUCAUGGCAAAUAUCUAUAUACUCACGCGGAUGGGUAUAUCUCGUCGAGAAAUCCUCCCCCGUUGCUCUUGUCAAAGACACCCGUGAAGCCCCAUGGCUGGUCCUCAAACGGCUGAACGUCCAUGAUCUCAACCAGCAGGAGGUCUCCCGGCUCGGCCGUCUCUACCUCAAAGGGGCCGCUGAGAUAGUGGAUCUUGGUGAGGUCGACAUUGCGAAUAUCGUCUGCAGAGUCGUUGUUGCCGAUUUGUCCGCCGGUCCUGUUGUUCGCCAGCAUCAGCCUCGGAUCUGGAGUUGACGGCGAUUGUCGUCUUUGAGCGGCCAGACGCAGCGCCUCCGCUCAUUAUGUCUUUGAUGGCCCCAAAGAUUCAUGCCUACCAGUCAACGCAUUCAAUUUUCACUGUUUCGCCAUUCUUAAUGGUUCCCGCAAACGGGAUAUCCGGGUGCCAUCUGUUCUGCGUUUGCUGUUAGUUUUUAAAACAUGUGAUUUACUAAAUGCUUCUCGCUUACAUGUAAAGCUGACUGCUCAGCAGCAGGCUUGUCCAAGCUGACCUUGCAGACCUUGCGAAUUUCCGGCAUUAUAUACAGCUGUAUUGAAACUUUUUUUUACAAAAGCUUACUGAGCUGGUCGACUAGAGACAGGAAUAUGGACUUCCAAUGUAAUGCAGUAUAACUACUACGUCGCUAUUUUGGGAAAGGCAGGACAGGAAGUAUUUGUAUCAAUCACUCUGAUAAGCUACCCCGCAUACUACUCGGGAUGAUCACUACAAGCUAUCUUGGCCAAACUGACUGAUGCUUCUUGCCAUCCCAAUUUGAUUAAGGC